Molecule: messenger RNA, 5706 nt
Organism: Schistosoma haematobium
Lineage: Eukaryota; Metazoa; Platyhelminthes; Trematoda; Strigeidida; Schistosomatidae
Product: High mobility group
Exons: 3
Coding region: 4015-4884 (289 amino acids)
Biological process (GO): regulation of transcription by RNA polymerase II
Molecular function (GO): DNA binding, bending
Source: RefSeq, a predicted model, not a curated record
GUCUCAACUUACGACGUUAGAGUGACCUUGAGACAUUUUUGUUCAUUAGCCAAUCAGAAAGCAGGUAUUAUGGAUGGAUUGUUUACAAUAGAAAACAAGUAGAAUUAGAAUGUAUGUAUGGUUUUUACUAAUGUAGUACAUUUAUGAAGGCUGAUAAGGGAUUUUUGUUUUCAAACUUGAGGUUUGGUUUCGAAAUUCGUCUAUAUCGCUCCAGAUCAUUUAGCCUCGCGGAAAUUCCCAAUCUCCCAAGUUUGGGGAAAUAUUGGGGAAUUUCCCCAGGUCUGAGGAAAUUCCGGGGUCUUAGUGCCAUUUCCCUGAAGUUUACUAUAGCGGCUUCCCCAAACUCGGUCAAAUUUUCCCUAAAAUUGGGAGCUCGGGUUUAUUCCGGCAUAUAUUUAUCUGUAUGAAGGUGUAGUUACUGGUAACCCCACCACAUUUUUAACGGCCAUUUAAUUAGCUUCUAUAGUUCUUUUCUCGGUCUUAGGUAGUGGUAUUUUCUACAUGACUUCUGAACACGCAAAUCCGCAGUAUAUACUGUUCACAAUAUUGUAAGCAAACCGUGAAGUAUAAUUUAUUAUGAUGGGACGAUUCACUGUAGGGCUUUCAAAAGACCUAAGUGGAUCCACUCACACCAGUCUGCUUAGAUUUUCUGGUUACUGGGCUAACUAUGAGUCACUGACUUUCAGUCAGUGAUGCUAUAUGUCCCAGCUCGCUUAAAGUGGUUCUUUUCAUCGAAAACCUUUGUUUAGUGAGUACUUUGUUAUUCUGUCUUUGAAAUUAACAAGUAGCACUCCUGUGAUCUUUGAAUCACCUCAGUUUGCUCCUACACAUUAAGCUUGCUAGUAGGUUGAAGACCGCAGUUUAGCUAAAUGUUAGUCGGGUUACUGUCGUUUAUUUGUGAAACCUAAUCUCUCAUCUGGGCAUUUGAUGACUAUGUAUUAUGAUUGUUACCUUCGAAGAAUUGCCUUUAUUCGUUAUGAACGCCGCGUAUUUCAUGCUAACAUUCUGCAGCAUGUUUGGUCGCGAUUUGCUCUAAAGUCCUACAAACGGUGCUAUCUCAUGGCAUUGGGGUUAGUGGCUAGUACACUUCCGAAUUAUGUUUUUGCCAUGGGUUUUUAUACCUCCCACUUAUUUGGAAAAGGAAGUACUAAAUGUAGACCCAUAGCAAUAACAAUGUCAAAGUUCAUUUGCCUUGGUGUGGGUGCAGGUGCAUCCACUCUUUGUGUUCUCCUAAAUUCUAAUCUUCUGAAUUCUUCAUGUCCCUUUCUUUUUUCUCCUUCCAAAUUUAUUUCAUUGGAUUAUACUCCUUGAAUAACAUCUUCAAACCCUAAUUUUUCUAAUUACAGCUUAUAACUUUACUACAUCUAGCACUACGGGAUUUGAAUCGACCACUGCAUCUCUGUGCUAAUGUGGUGUGGCAACUCGAACUGAUGUACGUACGUACGAAGUUCUACGUUGUUACUGACUGACUGACUGAAGUUUCUCCUCUGAUCACUCUUGGUCUUUUCAUGUUUUGUUGUUGUCGAAGAAAGUUUUCCGUCUGACUUAUAUAAAAAUAUGGUACAUGCUUUUGGCAUUACUCGACACUUACGAUUUGUAAAGUUUUGCGUGUUACCUAUUAUUCUUUACUGUCCUCCUUAUUCUUUCCCGGGGUUGUAAGAAGAGAUUUCGCUGUAUUGCGGAGAGUGGUGAGUACAGUUAGCAAGGUGUAUGGUGAAUCUUUUAAGGUCAUUAUUGGUGUGGUUGUGGAUAGGCAUAUAAAAUCUUGCAAACUCCUGAUACUAACCAUCCACUUCAUUCCUAUCUCUCUCCUUAUAUAUCUUCCCGUAGAACGGGGUACCAACAUGUUAAAAUUGAUGCACGUAAGCAAAGGUAUAGAAGCUCUACAAUACCUUAUCUAGCGAACAUACUAUGUGACGAACAGUUUGUAAGGGCUAAUCUAGUCAAUAAUUUAUAUUCUUAAACAUGUUUCUAAAUAAAAGUUGUGCAGAUCCUAAUCUUAAAAAACAUUUCAUUUAAUUCCAGGCAGUUUAUUUACGUAAUAUAUAUUAUAUAUAGUAAUCGUUUUCUGUUUUAUAAAAGGAACCUGUUGAAAUACUUUGUGCUGAGGAUUCUAUAUCAUACUAAACAUGUAAUAUUAAGUGGAGUCACAAUAGUAACAAUAUUAUUAUUAAUAAUAGUAAUAAUAAACGUGGACAAAGCAAAGGCUUAUGGCCGUCAUAGAAAGUGCUAUAAGUAUGUAUUGUAAUACCCGUUGAUGCACCAUAACGCUGUCGAGUCCUAGAAAACAUUCACCUUGGUGCCUUAAAAUAACUCAGGGUCAAAACCAGUUUCUAUUUUUGCUGUAAUCUGCUUUGAUCUACCAACUAGAAAAUGCACUUUCCGAAUCUAUGAGACUCAUUGUAGUUUUACUCAUAAUUGAUCCAUAUUUUUCAGUAAGUUCUAUUUUUCAUCAUACCGUUUCCUCUCCUACUGUUUCAUAUUGCUGUCAUUUCGUUUCGUAUGACAUUUCUAUGUGUCGUUAAACCAAACACUUCUAUGUGUACAUUAAUGCCGGUGAUAAUAAAUACCCAAUUAAGGAAUCUACUUUGCUUCGUGAACCUUCGGCCUAAGAAGUUAUCAGUGUUCAUCCUGGGUUUAAAGAUCAUCAUGAAGAUUUUAGACUAUUGUAGCGAAACCUGUUUUUAGUCUCAUUAAAUCCUGUUCAAGUAACAUGUUAUUGAGUGGGGCAAAUUUAUUUGUAUUGAAUAAAAUAGCGUUUGAUUUUAUCUUUUAAUUGAUAUCCUGGAUUCCUUUAAUCGGUCAUUGGAUGAAAAAGUAUGAUACAUAUGAAAUGACUAAUCUUUUGAAUUGUGUAUCUUGUCUCAGUUUGUGUUCUUAAGUAAAUUUAGUCAUUUAAAUGGCACACUCCUGAUUAUUUAACAAGAUCAAUCACAAAAUAUAUUGUAGUCUUCAUUAACCAAUGAAAAAUAUGGUUUUUCACAAGUAAACCUCAAUGUAGAUUUCUUAGAACUCAAAACUUUGUUCAGUUCUAGGAUUUGCGACGUUUCAUGUUCCUUUUCUUCAUUGAGAAUGGGAUUUUGAUAAACUGUCAAUUGUGAAUAGGUUUUAGUCGUCUCUUCAUAUGUCAAGUUGUUCUACUACAAUCGCCUGAAGCUUGAAAUUUUAUUAGUUUUAUCACCAUACAUAUCUUUAUAGCUGCAUGUCUUUGUAGGGAUGGAUUGUGGCUAGCAGUGAAUUUCAGGAUGCGCGUUUCGUUCUACUUGAGACUCGGCAGGUGGAUGUGUCUGCAUCUCAAAGUUAAUGUACCCCCUUGUACCAAUACUUAUAUGUUCAAAUAAAUAAAUUAUAGCUGCAUGGUGGAUACGGAGGAUCCCACCUGGGGAAGUUGGAAAACCUUGAUUCCAAACCACUGGUGUACAUGGGCUCCAGGAUCCGAGGGAAACAAAUGGCGUAUGAACCUAUUGUUGGUCACCGGCUACCAUGGGAUUGAAUCUCCUUACGUUGCUCCACUACCUUGUGGAUUAGACCUCCAGGUCUAAGGCUCAGGGUGUGGCCCCCUAAGACAACCACCUAUUUCGGUUUGGGCACCCGGAAAGUAUCCCAGCCCUCAAAUAAAUCGAAUGAUUUAUGUGGUGCAUAUCUGUUUGUUGCCUCCUUGUACCAAUAUUUAUGUGUUUAAAUAAUAAAUAAAUAAAGCUGCAUGUCAACUUGUAGAUGAAAUUCGGAGUAGAAUGAUUGUAGUUUUAGCUUUUGGUUUAUGUUAUCGAUCGAAGCUACUGAGUUUUAGGUUGUAUGACAUGCCAGCAUUUAAAGGACACCUUAACAAGUUCUUUCUCUCUUGGGUUCAUAAUUAUCUUCCAUUUGUUAUAUUUAAUUUUGCGAAAUAUCCUAGGUAGUUAUUUAUUUUUAAAUUGAAUAUGAUUAUCUCGUUCAGUGGUGGUUUUUUGAAUAAUCACAAUGCCAUGCAUUUUUUAAUCAUAGAUUCUAGAGGUCCACUCUACACCAGAAGGAAUGAUGGUAAAAGAUAAGAAUCGUCCUAAACCACCGAUGACACCAUAUGCAUGUUUCGUGCAAGUAAUACGUGAGGAACAUCGAAAAAAACAUCCGACAGAAAAUGUUAUUUUCAGUGAAUUUUCUAAGAAAUGUGCAGAAAAGUGGAAGCUCAUGAAUUUGGAACAACGAAAGUGUUUUGAGGAAAUGUCAAAAUUAGAUACGGAGAGAUUCAAUCGGGAAAUGGCUCAUUAUAUACCACCAGUCGGAAUAAAGCGAGGUCGUAGACGGCGACGCAUCAAAGAUCCAAGUAUGCCUAAACGUUCAUGGUCAGCAUUUUUCUUCUUUUGCGAUGCAUUUCGAUCAAAAAUUCGUAGUGAGCACCCCGAUUGGAAGGUUAGUGAUAUUGCCAAGGAGUUAGGUAGACGAUGGGAAGAGUGUUCCGAUAAAGAGAAAUACGAAAGACGCGCACAGAAUGACAAAUUACGUUAUGAACAAGAUAUGGAGAAAUACAAAGCUGGAUUGUAUGUGGCGACCAAACGUGCUCGAGUUGGCGAUCAGACGAAAUCAAACGAGAUACUGCCAUGCCUAAACAAUCAGUCACAUCAUAAGGAAUUAGGUGAGGCAAGUCAAAUUUCAAAUGAUGAAGUAGGACGAGGUGAUGGAGACGAUGAUGAUGGAGAUGAAGAUGAUGUCGAUGAUGAUGAUGAUGAUGACGAUGAAGAAGAAGAGGAAGAGGGUGAUGGAGAAGAACAAGACGAUGAAGAUAAUGAACAACAACAAUCAAACAGAUCUAACACUCAUGAAAUGCCUGUUUGUGGUGAUCACAAAACACCAGAACAAAUUGUCUCCAGUGAUACAAGUAGUUUUAUUAUAAAUACAGGAAAUUAGAAUAUAUUAAUGUCUAUGUAAAUGUUUCUCACUCUCUCUCUUUCUCAUUUCAUAUAUUAUUGAAACAUUGUCAUUGAUUCUUUUGUUGGUCAUGUUUCUUUCUUUUUUACAUAAUGGAGUCAAUAGACCCACCGAUACAAAUGCAUUUAUUCUUUACCAUUGCUGACUCUCCUUUAUUUUAUACUUGAUACAUUUUGUUUUCCUUACUUUUAUAUCGAUAGAUGAUUUUUAAAUUGUGUCCUUUGGAUUGACAAAGAAAACACCUCAAUCGCUAAUAUAUAUAUAUAUAUAUAUAUAUAUAUAUAUAUAUAUAUAUAUAUAUAUAUAUAUAUAUAUAAUACCUCUACUCAUUUCUUACAUCGCUUUGUUUUUUAUGUGUUAAUUUUUAAUUUUGAUUUCACUAUACGGUCGUCAGGUUGAGUGCUAAUGGUACCAGUUAUAAUAACAACUAUAAUGAUCAUUAUUAUCACUAUUUGAGUCUCAUAUUUUCAUUGACUUUGCUUUUUUGCUAGGCAUUUAACUUCCAUCUAAUUAAUAUAUAUAUAUAUAUAUACAAUUGAUUUAUUGUGGUUGCUACGAUAGAUAGUUAUGGAUAUAAUUGAGUUUUCUGUAUCCAGUUAGUUUGAAAUUUAUUGCUUUUGUAGAAUAUAUGAAAAUUGUUAACUUUCACAGUCAAGUACAGCUUUAUAUGUUAAUUAAUGAACUAUAUGUAUGGUGUCAAAGCAAGUAAUAUAUCUGUAGUUCACAAAUUAGUGUUUCUUUUAUUUCUAACUUCUUCAUAGUUUAAUGCCAAGUUGGCGUUUAACAUAAUCAAAUUCUUUC